Messenger RNA from Artibeus jamaicensis (Jamaican fruit-eating bat), 5625 nucleotides. It is a transcript of the gene CD101, whose product is annotated as CD101 molecule. The record is from RefSeq and is a predicted model, not a curated record. NCBI's taxonomy places the organism in Eukaryota, Metazoa, Chordata, Mammalia, Chiroptera, Phyllostomidae. The transcript is spliced from 9 exons. Bases 41 to 3103 code for a protein of 1020 amino acids.
GCUUCACCAACCCCACCCAGAAAGACCUGUACUGGUCCAAAUGGCACGCAUCUCAUGUGUGGCAUCUUUCUUUCUCUUUCUGACUAAGCUCAGCAUUGGCCAGAGACAAGUAACAGUUCAGAAAGGACCGCUGUUUAGAGCUGAAGGCUACCCCAUCAGCAUUGGCUGCACUGUCACUGGCCACCAGGGGCCUUCCGAGCAGCAUUUCCAGUGGUCUGUUUACCUGCCGACAGCUCCGCACCAGGAAAUCCAGAUCAUUAGCACCAAAGACGCCGCAUUCUCUUACGCGAAGUAUGCAGGGCGGGUGCAAAGCAGGGAAAUCUAUGUGGAGAGGGUCCAGGGCAACUCGGUCCUGUUGCACAUCUCAAAGCUCCAGGCGAAGGAUUCUGGGGAAUAUGAGUGUCACACCCCGAACACCGAUCCAAAAUACUACGGGACUUACAGUGCGAAGACUACUCUCAAUGUGAUUCCAGACACCCUCUCUGCCACCAUGAGUCCCCAGACCCUCAGGAAGGAGGAAGGCGAGCCACUGGAACUUACCUGCGAGGUAGCCAAAGCCACCACUCAGCACACCCACCUGUCUGUCACCUGGUACCUGAUGCGGGAUGGACAAAGUCCAGCCACCAAGAUUAUUUCCUUCUCCAGAGAUUUUAUGUUGAUGCCUGGACCCUCGUACACAGAGAGGUUCGGAGUUGGUGAUGUGCGGCUGGACAGGCUCGGGGCCACUACCUUCCGGCUGUCUGUGGGGAGCCUGCAGCCCUCAGAUCAGGGCCAGCUCUUCUGUGAGGCAACUGAAUGGAUUCAGGACCCGGACGAGACCUGGACUGCCAUCACGAGAAAGCAGACAGAUCAAACCACUCUGAGGGUCCAGCCGGCAGUGAGAGAUUUUCAAGUCAACAUUACAGCCACCAGCACAUUUGCCGAAGGGAAACCCUUAGACCUGACGUGCCUGGUAGUGGGCAGUGGCCAGGACCCACAGCUUCAGGGCAUUUGGUUCUUCAAUGGUGUUGAAAUGGCCCACAUUGAUGCUGGCGGAGUUCUGCAUCUGAAGACAGACUACAAAGAGAGAGCAAGUCAAGGACAACUCCAGAUCUCAAAAUUAAGCCCCAAGGCUUUCUCUCUCAAGAUCUUCGCUGCAGGGCCAGAAGAUGAAGGCACGUACAGCUGUGUGGUGGCAGAGAUGGCCAGAGCUCAGAGGGGCUCCUGGCAGGUGCUCCAGAGAAAGCAGUCACCAGAGAGUCGGGUGCACCUCAGGAAGCCAGCAGCAAGAAGCGUGGUCUUGUCCACCCAGAAUGAGCAGCAAACUGUGUGGGAAGGAGGGGCACUAACACUCAUCUGCAAGGCAGACGGAGCUGAAAGCCUCCUGUCUGUGGACUGGUGGCACUUCCCGCAGAACCGGACACAGUCCGAGUUCGUGGCUGCCAUGGAUCAGGCUGGCACCGUGCGACGGGGUGCCUCCUAUGGCGAACCCGGGAACCAUGGCCACCCAAGGCUGGAGAAAAUGGACUGGGCCACCUUCCAGCUGGAGAUCUCCUCCACCAGCAUCAGCGACAGCGGCGCCUACGAGUGCAGAGUGUCUGAGAGGAUCGGGGCCCAAGGCGGAGGGCUGAGCUGGGCUCAGAAGAUGCCCGUCACCGUGAAAUCCCUAGCAUCAAGUUUACAAGUUAAUUUGAUGAGCCGUCAACCACAAGUGAAACUAACCAGCACCUUGAACCUGUCCUGUGUGGUGGGUGUUGGCUACCCUGACCUCCAGGUGCCACUCACCGUGACAUGGCAGUUUCGGCCAGCUGAGUCUCAGGUCUUCCACCAGCUAGUCCGAGUCACCCAUCAAGGUGCUAUCGAAUGGAGAGACUUCCCAUCCCAGGCCCAAAAGAAGAUGAAGGUUUCACAGUCUUCACUGCACUCUCAACUCCUCAUCUAUGAUGCCACCAAGGACGAGCAGGGGGUGUACCAGUGUAAAGUGGAUGUUUACGACAGAAAUGCCCCGCACUCAAACCGCCCCGCCCGGGCAUCCGCUCUGUCUCACCCGCUCAGCAUAGUCAUCACUUUACCAGAGAGCAAGCUACGAGUGAACUCAAGCAGUCAAGUCCAAGAGCUCUCCAUCAACUCCAACACUGCCAUAGAAUGUAGGAUCUUGUCCCAGACCCCUGGAAACCUUCCGUUAGCCGUCACCUGGUACUUCUCUUCCAUGUCCCCUAAUGCACCUUGGCUGACGAUCCUGGAAAUGGACCAAACCAAUGUUGUAAAAUAUGGGGAUGAAUUUCACAGCCCGCGGAGAAAACAAAAAUUCCACACCGAGAAAGUUUCUCAAGACGUGUUUCAGCUGCGCAUUCUGAAUGUGGAAGACAGCGAUCAGGGCGCAUACCGCUGCACUGUGCGGGAGUGGCUCGUGUCCGCGGAUGGUGCGCAGUACCAGCUCGGAGAAGAGACGUCAGGUCUGACAGAAUUGAAACUCAGGCCCACAGGAAGUAAGGUCCAUGUCUCUGAAGUGUACUGGACGGAAAAUGCAACUGAGCAUGCCGAGGUGGCCGUCCACUGCAGCCUGGAGAGCUCGGGCGACUCAGCCUCCCUGUUCUCCGUGAUGUGGUACCGGACCAGAGAACAUUCUGGAAGACAACUGCUGGUGCACCUGCAGCAUGACGGCUUGCUGGAGUAUGGUGAAGAGGGGCUCAGGAGGCGCCUGCAGUGUUACCGCUCGUCCCCUACAGACUUCGUCCUGAAGUUUCACCAGGUGGCGAUGGAGGAUGCGGGAACAUACUGGUGCAGGGUGGCAGAGUGGAAGCUCCUUGGCUCCCCCAGCAAGUGGGUCACCCAAGUGUCAGAUGAGUCGCAGCAUGUGGUGCUCACCGUGCUGCCUUCAGAACCCACAUUUCCUUCCAGGAUCUGCUCUUCAACGUCUUUUGUCUAUUUUUUAUUCGUCUGUCCCUUUGUUCUGUUCAUUCUUCUGCUCAUUUGUGCCCUCUGCUUACACUGGAAGGCCAGGAAGUUGUCAGCACUGAGACUAGCCUCCCAGGGAGAAAAGGUCCUCUGGGUGAACAUGAACGGGGCUGGAGACAGUCCCACCAACAGGUGGGAAGAGGAAGAGGAAGAGGAAGACCUUUGAAUCCGGAGGGGCGCCCGCAGUCCUGUGGGACCAGUGUGGACUUUGCAGUUGAACUGAUCAGACCAGCAUGUGAAUGCCUCCUGGUUCUGCCCUUCUCUUGUCUGUGGCCUUGGGUAAGUUACCCUGGAAUCUGAGGAGACGUUUAUUGAGUGUGUAUGUGGUGCCAGGCACUGUUAAGUGUUUCUUUGUGUGUGACCUCAUCUACCCCUCGCAUGCCCCUCCCCCCAGGAGCUGGAUGGCAUCAUUACUCUGAUUCCGUUCAGCACACCUCACUGAGGUUCAGGUUCCCCGUCUGUGAGGAGUCCCACCCUCUCACAGCCUCUGGGGCUUAGUGACACCCUAUGGCCAAGCCCAGUGGGGAGUGGGGGGCGCUCCCUCAGCUCUCCUGGGCUCUUGGUCACUGAUUCCCUGGGAAACACCCUGAGCUCCCCUCACCCUGGCUCUCAAUAAUCAUCUGCCUCCAGUGCAUAGGGGUAGGAAGGGGCCGGAUGUGGCAAGGUGGACGGGACUGGGAACAUGCCCUUCUUCCCCACUCCAUCUGCCUGCCGCCGCAGCGUGGCUUCCUUCCAGGCAGAAACCCCAUUUCCCCUCCGUCCCAUCUAUAAGAGCCAAGCAAGAACUCUGCGUAGUAGGCGCUUAAUCAAUGUUGGUACUUUUGAUUAAAUAAUAAAGCAUUUUGUAGCCUGUUCCCCCCACCACCACCACCAUAAGACUAAGUCAUUGCCAAGGAAAACUUUUUUUUGAAUCUAGCAACAGUGUUCCAGUCAGCCCCCCAAGGCUCGUAUCUCCCCUUCCUCCCCACACAAGGCCUGCCUGCCUCCCGGUUCUUAGCCAAUGCCUCGCUGUGGUGAUUAUUUGGGGGAGGAGGGGUCCCCAGUGGCACACCCCCUCCCACGGCAGGGGGCCCAGGGUUCGGGGGACAGCGGGUCACGUCUGGCUCCUUGGGAUCCCCUAUUCUCAGCCAGGUAAAGUCAAGAGGGUGGUGGAGAGGUUGGGGUUCAUGGCUUAAGGCUUUCAACACUGUCCCCCAGGAGUAGACAACUGUCCCCACUGGACCUGAGGUCCCUUCCCCUUGUUUCAAAAGCUACUCAGGCCCCGUUGUAGCCAGAACAGAAAAUCAAUCAGUGUCACCUAACAGACUUGAGAAAACACAUCUAUUUAUCGUCUGUGUGACCAACGGCAUUGCUUUCACACUCGGUAAUUUGCAUUUCCAAGGAGAGCGAUUUAUUGUUAAUUAUUGUAUCAGGCGCAGACAUCCUCUCCAAACAUAAUUAGUUUUUUUUGCAAGGGAAUCAUCAGUGGCUGUGAGAACUCCCACUGUAGACCCACUGGGUCCUCACACUCAUCUCCCUUUAUGGCCUCGUUCGAAAUACUCCAAAUGUUUCCUUAAACACAUGGACACAUUUGUUUUUCUCAGGUAGGGAAGCUUGGUUUUCAGAGAACAAAGCUCAAGUUAAGACCUCUUAAGAAAUAUGAUUGAUGUCUCCCCCUCCAGUUUUCCCAGCAACCUGUAUUUUCACUGGGAUACUGAGGGGAAGGAGCAGAACUGAGCCCAGCAGAGAGAGUCGCAGUGGAUUCCAGGGCCUCCCCUCCCCACGCCCAGAUGCCGCCUUUCCAUGCUGAGCUCACACGAACCACUUUUUCUCGCUCAAAGGCAGCACGGAAAUUGUCAGAGCAGACCCUCAAAUGCCUAGCUGCCCCCGCCCCCAGCGGGGUCUGGGAAUGAUCGUCUCUCGAAGAGCCUGCCAUGUCUGGGGUGGGAGGGUGCGAGGGACCCAGUGGUAACCCAAGCAGACUGAGCCCUGCUCGCCCUGUUGGUCACUUGCCUGGCCUAGACACUCUGCGUUCAUGACUGGGAUCUGGCACAGGUUAGAAUUUCAAAGAAGCCAAUUUGCCCUUUUGGCUCAUGGUGAGCGUUCAGGUAACUAAAACCCCAGUCUUGUUUUUUUUCCUUUUUUAACACGUAGAAUAAAAUUUGUUUUCAUAGUAGACAUUUUACAUGAAACCUAUGUUUGGUCCAAUUAUGUACUUGUUCAUUUUAGUUCUUAAAACUUAAUGGAGAACGUCACUUUUCCUUAUUGAUUUCAGCCUUUCCAUCCUGCAUCACCCCCAGGUUUUACCUUACUUUCUGGUGUUAUAAAUUCUCCUUGGCAACAGGACAAACCUCUGUGUUAGGAGCUGGCUGCCUUGGGCCCAUGGGCAAAAUACAGCCCAGCACCUGUAUUUUAAAAUGUAAUUUGUUGGAAUCCAGCCCUUUCCACUUACCUAUGUAUUUUCUGCAGCUGAUGUUUUGACCAAAUGGCAGAGUUGAGCAGUUGCCAUGGAGACGGCAUGACCCUCAAAGCCUGAAAUAUUUGCUAUCUGGCUCUUUAUGGAAAAUGUUUGCCAACCCUGCUCUCUUAAAGUAGCUAAUGUUCUGUCUGUUUUCUCAGUGUAUCGUGGUCCUGGGAAACUUGAUUUGACUUAUUAUAUCUGUAGUGGUUAUAUAGCUGAAUUAAUUUAAUAAAUAGUCUUGGACUCUC